Messenger RNA from Kwoniella mangroviensis CBS 8507, 2097 nucleotides. RefSeq lists its product as uncharacterized. The coding region runs from base 1 to 2097 and encodes 698 amino acids. The record is from RefSeq and is a predicted model, not a curated record. NCBI's taxonomy places the organism in Eukaryota, Fungi, Basidiomycota, Tremellomycetes, Tremellales, Cryptococcaceae. The transcript has 3 exons.
AUGGUUCCAACUGCCGUUGCUUUACUUCUCUUCUCACUCACGAUUCCUUUCCUGACAUCCGCAACACCCCUUCGCCCAAUCAAGAGACAAGGUCUAUUCCCACCUUCUUCAGAUAAUUCAACUUCGGAGAACAAUCAACCUACCAGUGGUAACGAUAGUGGUGGUGGUGGAGGGAUAGCAUUGGAAAUUAUCAUUCCAAUCAUUGUGAUAUUGGUAGCAGCCAUCAUAUGUGUAGGAUUGGUCCAUUUUCGAUCCAAGCUUCCUAAAUUAUUCAGAUCCCUCACAUUCUCCCUUCCUUCAAGCUCAACCGCUGCCCACCAACCUAUAUCUACUCGAGAUAGUCUACCUCGGACUGUCACAGCCGAUCAGUUGUCCGGUACCAAUACGCCGCUGACCGGUGGUAACGCAUCGUCCAUCAAUAAUGGUUCUACACCCACUACCAACAUCACAGCAGCGGAGAGAAGAGCUAGGAGAGCUAGAGAAAGGGAAAGGAAUGUAAGGAGGACUGAGUCUGGACGGAGUGUGAAAACUUUGCCGGUUUAUAGUAAGGAGGCUGGUGAUGAGGAGUUGGUAUUGGUAAGACAGCGAUCCCAAUCGUCAUUCUCAUCAGGCUCAUACUCUGACGAAGAGCUUCAUCCGGAGGAAGGUCCAGAAGGCGAUGUAGAAGGAGGUUUGUUACCAUCACAUCGUCGGUCAACCUCCAUGCGAUCCAAUCGUACAGUAAGAGACCAUGAAGACGUUGACAAUCGGGAUAACGGAUUAUCACCUGUCGGAGAAACGCAUGAAGAAAUCGGACCGGAUACUCGUACACCCUCACUCUCACCCUCGGAUCAACAUCAGCCACUACCCGAGACACCCUCACCCGAGACACCUCAACGGAGUGAAUUGCUCGUCAGACGAGAAUCACUAGCUAGAAGAUCAUGGGGUUUGACACCAACUUAUCUAGAAGCUAUGUCUGCUCCUUUGGUAUAUGCCAGCUCCGAUCCUACUACUGCCAAUCAAGAUGUACCCCCACCCCGUAAUUUACGUACGAGGACAUCAUCAACUUUCAGAGGUUUACUAUCAAGAGCGGGAUUCACUCAAAACGCGCCACCCCCCUCUUCAGCCCAAAUGAUGGAGAUUCGUAAUGAUCGUAAUAGAACUAGAAAUGGGGAAUCGUCCACCUCACUCUUGUUACAGCCUACCACUUCCCGAGCUUCAUCGUCCUUCGCAUUUGGUAGAUCUAGAUCACCAUCGACUGCCAGCACUCCAUGGGAAUCUACCAAUUCAUUAUUAAUUUCCAGCCCAUUGCCUAAUACCGCUAUGAGAGCAUCCUUUGAUUCGACGACUUUACCCCGAGCGGGUUUAUCGGAGGAUCAGAUGAAGUUCUUAGCUUCGAAAGAGGCUAUAAAUGUUGUAGGGAAGAAGAUAGAUGAUGUACCGGAGUACAAGAGGAGGAGAAGAAGUAGGACGAGAGGUGAGGGUUUGAGUGUGGAUGAAGGAGUCGGAGGAAGGAGGAGAGCAUCGUCAGCUUCGUCUGAUGUACGAUUGGAUGAUGGAGAGGGGGAAGGAGACCGACUGCCUAGUUGGGAGAUGAGUGAGAACACUAGGAGGAAUCAGGAGGCCUACGAGAGGAGGAAUUUGAACAGGCCGCCAUCGGGUGAAAUCGAGGACGAAAGUUUAGACCCACUCGAGAAAGCUGAUCAAGCUGAGAGAGGGACUGAGAAUGAUCAGCGAUGGCUUGGCACGACUAUGAACCACAAUGAGAAUGAACAUGAACCAAAUGGACCGAUAGAUGAAAAUCACGAAAUCGACUUACCUAACGACUCUACUUUAAAUACAUCACGAAAUAACGAUUUUGAAAACACACAGAUCCUGAAACAGAAACCUAUUCCAGCACCGAUCAAAGUGGGUCAACCCGACGACAAUCAUGAUGAGAUAGAAGAUAGUGCAUCCCCCAACACAUUUAUGACUGCUCCUCGCACACCUUUGACUCCCGCUCUUACUCCCACAGCCACUGCUAGGACGAAUACUUUGACGUCGGCUACAACGCCGAGGUUGGAGGUGGAGCCGCCUACACCAGUGGCAUCGACUCCGCCGCCGAGCUUAACGAGGUGA